AACACAAACCAUUGGAGGGUGUUUUGGAGUCGGAGGUGGAAAAUAUAAUACUGUGGGACUCCUCGGUGACAAAUUCAACUAUAACUUGUCGAAGCCACUUUUGCUCUCACUGUCGUAAACAUUCAACCACAAACUUAACGAAGUGUCGUAGGGGAGAGUCCGCAUCUCUGUGGUGCUGCAUUUGUCCGACUAUGGCGCUCAGUGGAGUGAUCGUGCCAAGCCUGCAAAUCAACUCCCCCAUUUCAGUCUCGAAUUCUGGCAACAAGCAUCUUCGUCAUCUCGGAAACGUGUCACUAAGUGCCUUACAGCUUACCCAGCAAGGCAGACUGUGUUUACCGCGGAAGGUGGGACUAGACUCCAGGGUGGUGAGAGCCAUGGCAGAAAGUGGCACGGCGGGGUCCAAGGUUGAGGAGAAGUUGGGCGUUCGCAUCGAGAGGGAUCCUUCGGAAUCUCGCCUCACGGAGCUCGGCAUUCGCUCGUGGCCCAAAUGGGGAUGCCCGCCCAGCAAGUUCCCAUGGACUUACGACGCCACGGAGACGUGCUUCCUCCUGCAAGGCAAGGUGAAGGUCUAUCCGGAGGGAUCAUCUGAAUUCGUCGAAUUCGGAGCUGGCGACUUGGUUGUGUUCCCGAAGGGCAUGAGCUGCACCUGGGACGUUUCUGAGACCGUCGACAAGCACUACCAAUUCGAUUACUGAUCUACUGAUAACGGCUUCACGCGUACAUUACAGUCAAGGCUUCAUGUCGUAUUGAUCACAAAUCUUCACCUACAGUUUCUUAGGUUACACAAUCAUAGCGCCUUCGCAACACAUCUUCUCCGCACCACGUAGAAAACCCACAAACGAGGCAGGUCGUGGAGGCGUUUUCAAGCGUCCUGCAAAUAUACGCACAAAUUUUCUGUGUACCAUGCCUGUCUACAAAAACAACAAAUGCGCACCAUUUCUGUUCCA
This is a messenger RNA of Physcomitrium patens, 947 nucleotides long. RefSeq lists its product as uncharacterized. The record is from RefSeq and is a predicted model, not a curated record. NCBI's taxonomy places the organism in Eukaryota, Viridiplantae, Streptophyta, Bryopsida, Funariales, Funariaceae.